GUUUUCAAUAAACACACGUAGAAAAUGGAAGCUUGGGAGCUCUAUCUGAUCAUUUCCGUGAUUGCAGUGAUUUCAUCUGCACGGUAUAAAGAUCAUCCAAAGGUGACUCUGAUUCUGCUGCAACAGAGGGAACCCGUGUACACUGGAGACAAUGUGACUCUGGAGUGCAUCGUUGAGGAGGACACUGAUAUGUGGAUACAUCGAUGGUUCAAAAAUGGUGAUAAAAUCAGGAUGGAAACUAAUGAAAGCACUCAAAUAUUUCAGUCUGUGACUCAGUCUGACAGUGGAGAGUACCAGUGUGAUGCCUACAGAUAUGAUACUCGCCAGAUCUCACAGCCCAGCAAUGCUGUCAUAGUGAAUGUUCAUGAAAGGACGGCCACAUUAAAGGUGAUUUCUGGGCGUACAGAUGGACGGAUAUAUGUAGGAGAUGAAGUCCACCUGCUCUGUCUUCUUCCAGGCGAUUUAUUUGCCUGGAGAUAUGAGCUACAGAAGAUCGGAGAUGAAGACUCUAACAAAACACAAAGGGAGCAGAGCUUCACCAUCGAGCCUGUGAGUCUCUCACAUAGUGGAGAGUACAAGUGUCGGGCUUCAAAAGAAGAGCUUUAUACGAAUUUUAGUGACCCUGUUCAGUUACGUGUGUCAGAUUUUUCAACCCAGAAUUACUUUCGACUUGGAGCAGCAGGGCUGGUGCUGAUUGUGCUGGUAAUCAUUAUGAGCAAGUGUUUCUGGAACAUGGUGCUCCCAGUUGGUGGAUCAAGUGGAGAUGCGUAUACUUCAGGACAAAGAAGGUCGGAAAGUAAUUUGAAUUAGUAAAAGACACGAAGAACGACCAUGAUUUCCUGAAUAACUCUUCUGUGGUGAUACCAACUUACCCUUAACAUUUACAUUUUUAUAAAAAUCUUAGCAUCUGCAGAUUUAAAAAAAAAAAAAAUCUUACUGAGCUGGAGACCAUCAUGGCACAGCCCUGUGAUGGCCGGUUGCAAUGUCUGACAUACCAAGCGAUUCAGUACAAUUGGUCUGUGUGAUGGUCCAGGUUGGCUUCACAGUCCAUGGCAGCUUAAACCUGGAAUCGUCGAUAGUCAUAGGUCAAGGAUGAGCCGGGCAAAUGAGGACACACACAGU
Polypterus senegalus (gray bichir) is the source of this 1122-nucleotide messenger RNA. RefSeq names its product leukocyte immunoglobulin-like receptor subfamily A member 6. Lineage: Eukaryota; Metazoa; Chordata; Cladistia; Polypteriformes; Polypteridae. The coding region runs from base 25 to 810 and encodes 261 amino acids. Gene Ontology annotation, molecular function: transmembrane signaling receptor activity. The record is from RefSeq and is a predicted model, not a curated record. The transcript is spliced from 5 exons. Gene Ontology annotation, biological process: cell surface receptor signaling pathway.